AUGUUGCAUCUCAAUAAUAGUCAGCCACAAGAGACAUAGUAACAACAACAACAGAAAGAAACAAAAAAGAGGAGAUCUGUUCAAUGGACUGAAGAUACUGUUGACAACGAAGACCUUGGAAGACUCAAAUCAAAUAUUUGUUGUAUUUAUCAUAAGCCACAUGCUGAAGAAUCGGAGAGUUCAGAUACUUGCACAAGUGACGAUGAGAUCAAUGCCAUAGAAAGAGAUAAAUAAUCAAAAUUGAGACACAAGAUGAAAUGUUCCAAACUAAAUAAGAAGUGUUGCUGA
This is a messenger RNA of Paramecium tetraurelia, 288 nucleotides long. RefSeq lists its product as uncharacterized. Gene Ontology annotation, cellular component: nucleus. The transcript has 2 exons. NCBI's taxonomy places the organism in Eukaryota, Ciliophora, Oligohymenophorea, Peniculida, Parameciidae. The record is from RefSeq and is a predicted model, not a curated record. Gene Ontology annotation, molecular function: protein phosphatase 1 binding; protein serine/threonine phosphatase inhibitor activity.